Eutrema salsugineum is the source of this 1110-nucleotide messenger RNA. RefSeq lists its product as uncharacterized. The coding region runs from base 1 to 1110 and encodes 369 amino acids. The transcript is spliced from 2 exons. The record is from RefSeq and is a predicted model, not a curated record. NCBI's taxonomy places the organism in Eukaryota, Viridiplantae, Streptophyta, Magnoliopsida, Brassicales, Brassicaceae.
AUGGAUUUAGGCAACGAAAGAAUGUUUAGAUAUGCUAGACCAGAACUGUACUCAGAAUCCGAAUCGUCGCAGGAGAAAAUGGUAGAAGGACUUGCCGAAUCUGAGAUGGAUAAUAAUCAGAUAGUGUUGUGGAGGGGAACUGAGGCUGAGGCUGAGGAGGAGGAGAAUCAGCCAUUGCCACCCGUGAGAAUGUUCUUCGAGCCCAGUCAGUAUCAUAAUGCAAUAAAGCUGGGAACAAGAUGUUAUAUCCACAAAGAUGUUGCUAAAUUGGAGUCCCUAGACCUUGAACCACAUGAGCUGUUAUGGUUUACAGAACACCCACAGUUCAAGCACUUUUGGCAUAUGCAUAGGGCCAUGCAUGAGGACACAACACACAAGAUGAUGGGAAUGUGGUUGCUUCUUCUUUGGACAGCAAACACAAAUAAGAAGAGGGAAGCUUGGUUUGUAGUGAAUGGCGUACCAAUUCGCUAUUCCCUUAGAGAGCAUGCCAUUUUGUGUGGAUUAAACUGUCUCCCGUACCUAGAGGACUAUGAGAGCAUAGGAAGUUCUUCGUUUAAGAAUAGAUAUUUCCAGGAAACCGUCCCCUCCCUUGCUGCUGUUGAGAAAAAGCUAGAGUCGAUGCGAGGACUAGUUAAUCCUGAUCGGUUGAAGAUGUGUGUCGUUUACUUCUUAUCCUCUAUAAUUAGUGGGAAAACGAAAACCGGUAAGGGAGCACCAUCUGUUGACCCCUUAUUCCUGAGGAUUGUGGAUGAUCUCGAGGCUUGUAAAAGGUUUCCUUGGGGUAGAUAUUCAUUCGAUGUAAAUAUGAAGGAGAUUGAGCACACAAUGAGGCAUUUCAAUGGGGUCGUCGGAACAGAUGCGUGGACAUUUCCAAGGUUUGUUACUCCCUUGGAGUUGCUAGCCUUUAAGGCCAUCCUAUGUCUGAAGAACAAAUACAGAGAAGAUGUUAGAGGAGCAGGGAGGGAUUGUCCCCGGAUGUGCAGGCAGAAGUUCCAACCAUUCACACUAAAAGGUUUCUCUUUGUCGGAACUCAAUGAAACACUGGGUAACACUAGGGUCAUCGGGAGUAUAUUGCAACCAUCCGAGGAUGAGGUAAUUAUGCUUGCUUGA